ACUAUGCCCCAGACACCAAUAUUUUCCAGCAUGCUCGGUUCCAGUUGUAGUGGGCAGGUGCAGCCAGACAUGGGCGAGAGGUGUGGAGAUCCUGUUUACCAGGAUGGGAAUCUCGUCUCUGGAUCACUGGAGGCCCUGAUAGAGCGCCUGGUGCCCACCAUGGACUAUUAUCCAGAUAGGACUUACAUCUUCACUUUCCUACUGAGCUCCCGAGUCUUCAUCCACCCACACGAGCUCCUGGCAAAAGUGGGGCAGAUCUGCAUUAAGCAGAAGCAGCAGCUUGAGAUUGGGUCUGAGGCAGAAAAGCUAAAAUCCUUUGCUGCCAAGAUCAUUCAGCUCCUGAAAGAAUGGACAGAAACAUUCCCCUAUGACUUCCAGGAUGAGAAAUCCAUGAAGGAGCUGAAGGAGAUUGCUCACAGGAUCACACAAUGCGAUGAGGAAAAUGGAACCGUGAAGAAGAUCAUCAGCCAGAUGACACAGAAUCUACUGAUGACCCUCUCUGCAAGGAGUCAGUACCAGGAGAUAAAAGAGAAAUUCAGGCAACCUGUUACUGAUAAAGGAACCAUCCUUAAAAACAAGCCACAGUCGACCCAGAAGGAUAUACUGAGCAUAUGUUGUGACCCACUGAUCUUGGCGCAGCAGCUAACUCAUAUUGAGCUGGAGAGGGUGAGCAACAUUUACGCAGAGGAUCUGAUGCAGAUUGUCAGUCACAUGGAUUCCCUGGAUAAUCACAAGUGCCGAGGCGAUGUUACCAAAACCUACACCUUGGAGGCCUAUGACAACUGGUUCAACUGCCUCAGCAUGCUGGUGGCUACAGAGAUUUGUAGGGUUAUGAAGAAAAAGCAGCGGACGAGAAUAGUGGAAUUUUUUAUUGAUGUGGCAAGAGAGUGCUUCAACAUCGGAAACUUCAACUCAAUGAUGGCCAUUAUCUCCGGCAUGAACCUGAGUCCUGUCGCACGGCUAAAGAAAACCUGGUCCAAGGUCAAAACAGCCAAAUUUGAUGUUUUAGAGCAUCAUAUGGACCCAUCUAGCAACUUUUGUAAUUACCGGACAGCCCUGCAAGGAGCAGCACAGAGAUCUCAGACUGCCAACAGCAAUCGGGAAAAAAUUGUCAUCCCUGUUUUCAACCUGUUCAUUAAAGAUAUCUACUUUCUGCACAAGAUGCACACAAACCGCUUACCCAAUGGACAGAUAAACUUCAAGAAAUUUUGGGAAAUUUCAAGACUAAUUCAUGAUUUCAUAACAUGGAAACAAGUAGAGUGUCCUUUUGAGAAGGACAAAAAGAUCCAGAGUUAUCUACUCACGGCACCUAUUUACAGUGAAGAAGCUCUGUUUAUAGCAUCCUUCGAAAGUGAAGGUCCAGAAAAUCACAUGGAAAAAGACAGCUGGAAGACACUCAGGACAACUCUGCUUAAUAGGGCCUGA
Messenger RNA from Emys orbicularis (European pond turtle), 1425 nucleotides. It is a transcript of the gene RASGEF1A, whose product is annotated as RasGEF domain family member 1A. Gene Ontology annotation, molecular function: guanyl-nucleotide exchange factor activity. Gene Ontology annotation, cellular component: plasma membrane. The transcript is spliced from 12 exons. Gene Ontology annotation, biological process: positive regulation of GTPase activity; Ras protein signal transduction. NCBI's taxonomy places the organism in Eukaryota, Metazoa, Chordata, Testudines, Emydidae. The record is from RefSeq and is a predicted model, not a curated record. The coding region runs from base 4 to 1425 and encodes 473 amino acids.